Molecule: messenger RNA, 2448 nt
Organism: Cyprinodon variegatus (sheepshead minnow)
Lineage: Eukaryota; Metazoa; Chordata; Actinopteri; Cyprinodontiformes; Cyprinodontidae
Gene: kcnmb4
Product: potassium channel subfamily M regulatory beta subunit 4
Exons: 4
Coding region: 56-844 (262 amino acids)
Biological process (GO): detection of calcium ion; potassium ion transport
Cellular component (GO): membrane; voltage-gated potassium channel complex
Molecular function (GO): calcium-activated potassium channel activity; potassium channel regulator activity
Source: RefSeq, a predicted model, not a curated record
CCACCCAUCCGCGCUUCCUCCUCUCCAUGCCGGCGGAGGUCUCCGCGGGGCGGCCAUGGCGAAGAUCCGGGUGUCGUACGAGUACUCCGAGGCUGAGGACAAGAGCAUCCGGCUGGGUUUGUUCCUGAUCGCCUGCGGGAUCCUCAGCCUCUUCAUCCUGGGCUUCUGCUGGCUCAGCCCGACGCUGCAGAGCCUGCAGAGCAAACCGGCCAACUGCACGGUGGUGUCUGUGUUGCGUCCCGAGGAGAUGUUUGAGUGUGUUUUUACAUGCGGCACCGACUGUAAGGGGACCUCGCUCUAUCCCUGCCUGCAGAUCUUUGUCAACAACUCUGAGUCCAACUCAGUGGCGCUGCUCCACUUCGACGAACAGCAGCUGGUCCUCAACCCAAAGUGCUCCUAUGUGCCCCCCUGUGAGAGGGACAACCAGAAGAACAAAGACAACGUUCUGCUGUGGGAGGAUUACUUCACCAAAGAGGUCAGCAGCCAGUCCUUCACCUGCUUCUUCAACCAGCAGAGGAGGCCCGACGACGUGUUGUGGCAGCAUUCCAAUGACACCAGCGUCCUCCUGCACUGCGUCCUCUGGCCAAUGGUGUCCCUCCUUCUGGGCACACUCAUUGUGCUCCUGACGGUGUGCGCGCGCUCCCUGGCUGUGAGAGCCGAGGCGCUCCAGAAGAGGAAGUGUUCCUACGAGGUUUGCCAGGACUUGUCUAUCACCAGUUCAGACCGCCGCAGGAACAAGCCCGGGGACCUCCUAUCAACGAACUCUGACCCCGAGCUGUCAUCGCCAUCAAGGACCCUUCCUCUGUUUGCAGUGCCGGUGAGGCGAAGGGAUCGGGAACAUUAAGGCAGAGAGGAAAUUUGAUUUCUUAACCACAGGCUUUGAAACGCCGAUGGGAGACGGAGAAAAGCAACGUCGCCAUGAAGGGUUGGUUUGAUCUCCAACAGGAUAAAGAUGAGGGUAAAUCCACUCUGAUGCCUGCAGAGUUCACCAGAAACACAGUAGAGCAACUUCAGCAGCUUCACAUUUACCUUCAGCCUGAUGAGCAGGAUCCUGAGCUGGUAGAAACCGUCGGCUGAUUAAAAAUAUUCCUGGAAGCUGAAUCCACUUUGACUGAGUUCACAUUACAUCUUAAAUUAUAACCUCAUCCCGUCUAUCAGAACUUUUAUUUCUCUCAUUUGAUUUAUUUAGAAAACAUUUAUUUUUGUUUGAUAAAAGAAAAAAGAAAAGAGUUUCUAUAUUAAAUAAAUAUAUAUUUUCAGCAGUUAAUUAAAGCAGGUGCCGCCUUUUAAUUAAAGGAGAAAAGCAGUUGUUAACAUAUUCGCUGAGCUUUCACUUUGCACUUGCAGUAAUUCCCGGGAGAGUUGGAUGUAAAAAAAGAAAGUGCGGUUUCUGGCCUUUAGUAGAUUUAUUACUGUACAAUAUGCAAAACAAAAACAGUGAAAGCACCAAUCGUAACCAACCAAAGCAGGUUGUUCAUGUCAUAGAAAUCUGAUGGGAGAACACAAAUUAUGCUUCACUGUUUUUCUGCAACAUGGCGUAUCUUACUGUUCAUGUUUAUGUUUAAAAAUCAGAAAAAGAUGUUGAAGCUGGAUGUAGUGAAAUCCUGACAGGGUCAUUUUAUAUUAUGUAUGUUUUAAAAGAAGACUGGAUGAUUGCAUCACAAACGAAUGAUGCCAUUGUCUCAGAAGUUGGGAAAGUUAAAGAGUUUAAGGCAGCGGGAGAAAACUUCUGAAAAUAACACAUUUGUCUCAGUAAAUAGUUUUUUUUAAAGAGCAACUGACAUGAAAUUCAGACGGGUGCAAAGUAAAUCACCCCCGCAAAGUCUCAUUGCUCAGGUAGGAUUUGGACAUUUUCUCCCCUGUGGACUAGCUCUGAAUCCUGCAGGUUCUAAGAGGUUCUGUUACAGGAUGUUAUACACGAUCGCAUCCAAAGGGUUCAGUCUCUUUACCAGACUACGUUCUCUUUCUCGCUUUAGUUGGUUUUCCUUCAGCAGUGGAGUCUUGUGCAGUACAUGGGCUGUGCAUUAGUUAUUGUUUCGAUUGAAAAAUAGUUUUUGCUAAUCUUGAAUCUUUGUGAAGUUCUGCAUAAGUGAUCAUAGUUCUUAAGUGUUUGGAUUGAUAUUUGACUACUUCAUCAGAAGUAUUGUGAGGAACACCUGGUCAGUUAAUGAUAAAGUUGUUUAAUUUCUAUUUAUAGAUUAUCAGCCCAACAAUGUUCAAUGGAAUAAUCAGGAGUUAGAAAUAUCUAUAAGCAUUCAAUUUAAUUCAAUUCAAGUUUACUUUAUUACCCCAAAGGGGAAUUUAAUGUUGCAGUAACUCAUAGGGUUGUGUUUUGUAACAAGAAAACAAAGGUUUGAGAGAGUUGUUUUGUUUUUAGUUUGUUUGUUUUAGUGUUAAAAGAUCAUUCUCGAUCCAGUUAAAGUCGUAGGGAAAUCAUAUUUAAAUAUC